CCUCUUCUCCCCGCCCGUCUACGUCUACCCUCCGCCCACUGCCCGCCCAUCGCCCGCCCGCAGCCUGCGCACCAUCAGGCCUGCCCCCCCACCCACCAUCUUGGGUCCUUGACCCUCCAACGCUCGCUCCACUUUCUUACAUUCAUCGCGCCUCGUCUCACCAUAACGCCUACCCUGCUGUGACGGUCCCGGAGCCCUAGAAGGUUUGGCCGGUCCCGCUCUCGGUCACCAAGACGCUCCCGGUCCCGCUCCCCCAGGGCUGAGUAUGUACGAUGAGUGACUGAGUGUCUGGGAACAGUGAGGAUUGGGGCCUGAGGCUCCUCUUGGCAGGAAUAUUUUCCACCAUUUGUAUUAAGGUCUUGAAGCUAAUUCGCUUUGAAUUGUAGGUCAUAGAUUUUUUGUUGGAAAUUUGCACAAAAUUUUGAAAAAUCUCACUAUUUCCUGGGUCAUUACUUUCAUAACACUCACUUUGUAAUUUAUGUAUAAUUCAGAUAACUUGAAAUUUAUGUAGCCUAUCAAUUGAAUACAGAAUAGUCAUUGUUUUAAGAUUACUGAGAUUCCUGUUUAGUUCUAGGUUCCUCACUUUUAUAUGGUAUGAGAAUGAAUGUUAUGUGCACCAUACCUUUCUGAUAUAUUUCCUUGAAGACUACUAAACAUAGAGCACUAAAGUUAUUGUGGCAGUACAAAUGAAGAUGAAAGGUAUGGAAUGUUUGUCAUUAAGAAGUUUCACAAGUAACCCUGUACUGUAUUAUUGAUCCUGCAUGAUGGCUGGCUGACUGGCUGGCUGCUGACAUACUAGUGACCACCAUUCAUCUGGUCUUGUUGAGUUGAACUUUCUUUUGUAUUGAAGGUUAUCAAUUUUCACAAUAUUCGUCAACACUAAAGGUUUGCUGGAAACAUGGAAAUAUAGUUGACCUUUAAUAAAAAUAUAAAUUACAAGUAAAGCAGAAAAUCCAUAACCAAGAAAAGGUUUUGGUGAGAUGGAAAUAUGGAGCUGAACACAAUGAGAGGUUUGUCUACCUCCAUUUCCUCUGUAACCCAAGGCUCAUCACAAACUGCCCAACCAGAACUUUGACACAGGUAGAAGUAACAUGAAUACUUGUGAGAAGCUAGUUUCACCGUUUAUAUAUAUUUUCAGAGGUUUACUGAUAAAGUUAGCAUAAAGACCACUGCUACAAAAAGGCUUUGGUUAGAUCCUUGCAUUCCUACUCCACAGUCUCUCUCUCUCUCUCUCUCUCUCUCUCUCUCUCUCUCUCUCUCUCUCUCUCUCUCUCUCUCUCUCUCAUUCGCUUUUGGAAGAGGGAAAGCACACCAAUAAAGGUACGCCUGAUAACUUAUCGGUAACAUAGAGAUAACACGAUUCCUCCAACACAGGGACACGAGAGAUAGGGAAGCAGUGUAGUUAUGUCUGUGGAACUGCUAUCGCCACACCCCUCCACUGUAUAUUGUCUUCCAUUUCUCUGUACGACUUGUAUGUAACGAGUUUUUCUUUACUUGUAUGGGUGUAUGAGCUUUAUCUCUUCCUUUUUUCUUCAUUUUUUCUUUUCCUCCCUUCCUCUCUCCUGUCUUCUAAUUAUCAGCCAGCGGAACCUUACUUCCUCGCGUGAUACAAGUGACACCCAUAGCUGCUGCUUUCUCCUAGCAGUAAUGAUGCGACAAAGCUCCGUUCACUCCCUCAAUUCCUAGGAGUUGUAUUUUCAAUGUGUUCCUCUUCUGUGAAUGAACUAUGAGGUGCUACAACUCUUCGCCUCUGGAAACUAGUACGUAUAUAUGAAUUAAAUGCUGUUUACCUCAGGGAGUGACUAAAGGGAGAUAGUGAAAGGAAAGACGAAUAAGUGGAAAAUUGAGGAAAAGAAAGAAAACGAGGAACAGGAAUGAAGCAGCAAAAGGCGAAGAUUAGAUAAGUGACUGAAGGACAAGGAAUACAGAAGUGGAGGUGUAAAGGAAAGACGUAUUAGCUAAGAAAUUAUUUUAGAGGAACAAACAAUAGCAUUAGAGAGGUCGUGAAUUAUGUGUUAGUUUGAGGAAUAACGUAAUAAAGACAACAAACAGAUCAAACAUUUUAUAACUUAAAAAGAAUUACUUGAAGCACUGCAAUAACUCAUGUAGGUGACGAUAAGAAAAUAAGUACCAUAAAAUAUACAGGAAAAGAAAAUCUGGAAGAAUAAAAACACGGAUAUGUGAAACGAUAAAAAAAAAAGAUUUCUUGAAGAGUAAAAAAGCACAUGAGAGAGAAAGAGAGAGAGGGUAAAGUAAGAAGCAAAACCCAACAAAGCAUAGAACAAGCUAAACGAGGUGGAGAGAAGCAAUACAAAUGAAGCAGUUGAGCUAGACAUCCGGGCAGCCGUGUGUGACUCCCUGCUGAUCUGUACUUGGCUACUGAGGACGUGGUGAGGUCAGUAACACUCCGAGAUCAUGGAAAAGAAGAAAAGAAACACCAAUACUGUGCCAGGAGUGAGACGCCGUGUGUAUGUACUCGGGUUUCUUAGCCAGCUAGUGGCCUUGGUACAAAUCGUGGGCCAUCUGGUGAUGCUGAGUCUGGUGGUGAAUCCUGACCACUUUGAUAGCCAAGUGGCAUCGCUCAAUGUGGGAAUGUCCAUGUUGACUGGCGUGUACGUUGGGCUGACUGGCCGCCUGCUCUUCCUUUUUCAUGAGAAACGUUACGAGGAAACACGCGGGCCGGAAUGGAUGUGGUGGUUCUGUACUUUGGGAAUCGUUACUUUCAACGGCCUGCAACUAGUUUGGUUCUCCCUGACUGAGGACAUAAUUCCGGCAGUGGUGUGUAGCGUGGCUUCCCUCAUCUAUCUUAUCUUCUUUAAGUUCGCCAAGGAUGAUCUCAAGUUCCUCAGAGAUGAUGCUGCUGUUGCUGCCACUACACCCAUCAUCACUACUACUGCUUCUGCUAUGGCUGCACCUUCCACUCGUGUGAGCGAAGACAGUUGAACAGGCUAGGCUGGAAGACCGUUUGAACAGACAAACGUACAGUUAGUCAGGAAACAGGUAGACGGCUCAACAAGGAAUAAAUAAACAAGCAGAAAUAAAGUUGCACAAGUUGGAAUAGACAGUUGAACAAGCAGGAAUAGAUAGCUGAACAAGAAAUAGUUAGAUAAUCUAUUGAUAUUUACUGUUUGACACGUUUCAUUGUCUUUUGUAUUGCAAGUUAUCAAUUUUCAGUGUUCAUUAAUGCUGGAGGUUCAGUACAAACAUGUAAAUAUACUUCACAUUUGUUAGAAAUAAAAAUAACAAGUAGAGAA
Portunus trituberculatus (swimming crab) is the source of this 3254-nucleotide messenger RNA. Its product is annotated as serine/arginine-rich splicing factor 3-like. Gene Ontology annotation, cellular component: nuclear speck. The record is from RefSeq and is a predicted model, not a curated record. Bases 2416 to 2943 code for a protein of 175 amino acids. Gene Ontology annotation, molecular function: RNA binding. The transcript has 6 exons. Lineage: Eukaryota; Metazoa; Arthropoda; Malacostraca; Decapoda; Portunidae. Gene Ontology annotation, biological process: mRNA splicing, via spliceosome.